Molecule: messenger RNA, 1697 nt
Organism: Drosophila innubila
Lineage: Eukaryota; Metazoa; Arthropoda; Insecta; Diptera; Drosophilidae
Gene: HGTX
Product: brain-specific homeobox protein
Exons: 4
Coding region: 1-1599 (532 amino acids)
Biological process (GO): regulation of transcription by RNA polymerase II; cell differentiation
Cellular component (GO): nucleus
Molecular function (GO): RNA polymerase II cis-regulatory region sequence-specific DNA binding; DNA-binding transcription factor activity, RNA polymerase II-specific
Source: RefSeq, a predicted model, not a curated record
AUGGAUCUCAUCAAUCCCUAUAUGCGUCAUCACAGUUUCGCCGCUGCCGCCCAGAGCAGUCCACCGUCGGCGGCACAGCGUCAUCAUUUGGCCGCAGCAGCUGCUGCGGGAUUGACCAACGGAUUCGCCGAUGUUCACGCUCAUGCAAUGGCCGCGGCGGACUAUCAACAGCAGUUGGCGGACUAUCACAGUGCGGCGGCAGCAGCGGCUGCCUACGCCAGCAGCAACAACAACAACAACAGCAACAAUAACAACAACAACAGUCCCUUGAUGCUGCUGAAGGCGGCACAGGGCGUUGCAGCUGGCGCCCGACUGGAGGCGAAGUCAUCAGCCGAGGAUUCGCCGUCGACAACGCCACCGCCUGCCUCGUCGCGCCUUCACUCGGAAUCGUCACCCUCGCCACGCUACGAGCACAAUUCCAGUCCCGGCGUGGACAGCGCCAAGUCCUUUGCAUUGAGCCAACGGAGCAGCGGCGGCGAGGAUCAUUGCCAGAACAGCGAGUCCAGUCCGCCACCUCCCGAUUAUAGUCCAGAGAACUUGACCAGUCGCAAGUAUCAGCAUCCAAACAGCGGCCUCAAUCCGCUCAGCCUGCACAACAACAACAACAACCACAUUAACAACAACCUUAGUGGCAACCAUCACAAUAACAACAACAACAACAGCAUGGAACACAAGAUCCCAUUGAGUUUUCUGGGUCCGCCGCUGGCGGCGCUGCAUUCCAUGACCACAGAAAUGAAGACUGCCCAAGGCGUUGCCGCCGGAGUUGGCGGUGCCGGCAGUGGAGUAGGUGCCUCCGGAAAUGGCCUGGGCUAUGGCCACAGUCCCAACUCGCAUCUGAUCAGUGACCGGGUGACAGGCUCCAGCUCCAGCAGCUCGACAACAACAAACUCACAAGGCGCCGCCAAUCCACAUGGCAUCGAUACGAUACUAUCGAAACCACCGCCGGUGACAUCGGCGGGUCUAAGUGCUUUAACGGGAGCAGGAAUUCCACGCUUCUCCAUUGCCGCCGCUGCGGCGGGCAUGGCCCAAUAUCUAUCGCAGAGUCAGGGGACUCCACUGAAGACGCACGCUGGUCACAUCGUGGAUCGUACGCAUCUGUACUGGCCGGGACUACAGGGUCUCGUGGCGAAUCCGAUAGCGUGGCGCGAACGUCUAUCGAAUACAAUGUCCGCCAAUCUGUCACAGUCGCAUCAACAUCAUCCAUCGAGCGAUAAGGAUGGUAAAAAGAAACACACCCGCCCAACAUUUAGUGGUCAGCAGAUAUUCGCCCUGGAGAAGACAUUCGAGCAAACCAAAUAUCUGGCUGGACCAGAGCGUGCCAAGCUCGCGUAUGCCUUAGGAAUGUCCGAGUCGCAGGUUAAGGUUUGGUUUCAAAAUCGUCGCACCAAAUGGCGCAAACGUCAUGCGGCGGAAAUGGCAACGGCUAAGCGGAAACAGGACGACAUGGGUGGCGACAACGACGGCGACUGCAGUGAGACCAUGGACAGCGACAAUGAGAGCCUGGACAUGGGUGAAUCCCCAGUCCAAAGUAAAAGGAGUCGCAGCAGCACCAGCUCCCAACAACAACAACAGCAGCAGCAGGAUAAUUAUCGUCAUUAAAACGAAUUUACAAAAUGGCUAAGGAUAUGCAUACACAAAUACAUACAACAAAACGAAACGAAACAAAACAAAAGAACAACAAUAUUAAGCGUCAGCUA